Molecule: messenger RNA, 935 nt
Organism: Nezara viridula (southern green stink bug)
Lineage: Eukaryota; Metazoa; Arthropoda; Insecta; Hemiptera; Pentatomidae
Source: the annotation of a GenBank genome assembly
CAUUAAUAGGUUAUGUUUUCAACUCAACAAAUUAAUCAUAAAUUUGAGAACAUAUGAUUCUUGUACAUAUGUGAAAUAUUUCGUUUAGACUAAUUUUGAUUUUUUAAGGUUAGGCAAAAUCUUCUCAGGAUUUCUCAUGAUAUUCAGACUCCUGUUAUUGUUUUACGUAUUUCCAAUAUUUCUGCAAGAAUGUAUAAUAGUGGAUAAACCUUUCGAAUGUGACGACAUGAUUCAAAUACUUGAGUACCAUAAUGAUUUGAGGAGCAAAGUGGCACAGGGGCGGACUAAACUGUUUGAAGCAAAGGACAUGUGGGCACUUAAAUGGGACGAUGCCUUGGCAGUUAUGGCCCAGGAUUGGGCAAAUAAAUGCACACUGAAGCCCAAUACAGGCAGGCCUAAUGAUUGUGGGGAAAACAUAGCUUGGCUAUCUUUAACCGAAGUACAACCAAUUGAUGUUGAAGCCAUAAUUGAGAUGUGGUAUGACGAAAUAAAUAAAUUCGACCCAGAAAUUAAAGGGAUUCAAGGUGGUACUGAACAUUUCACUCAGUUGAUUUGGGGCGAAACACAAUUUAUUGGUUGUGGAUCUACCAUAUUUCAGGAUAAGGAGGAUUCCAAAGUAUAUCAGGCUCUGGUGGUCUGCAAUUACAAACCGGCUGGAAACUUUGUUAACAAGCGUCUAUACGAGCUUUUAGAUAAGAAUCAUAUUGAUGAAGAAACAGGAGAACCAGUAAGGUGCGAAAAAGGAAUACCAUCCUCUAGACAUCCUGGUCUGUGUGCUCAUGACAUCGGACACGCGCUUGGAACCUAUGUCCCAUGUUCUCGCUACGGUGACAACGUACAACCUACAGCAUAUUUCUGGAUUGCUCUAUUAUUAUGCGGCUAUAUCAAUGUAUUUUUUUAACGAUCUAAAAUAAUAAAUUUGUUUAAAAUUUUAA